CGCCGCGUCGCCUCGCGGCAGUGCGUUUAAUCGGCGACCCGCGAAAGAGAUUCUCUACCCCCUCUUUGGAAUUGCACGUUUUCAUAUCUUCAGAUUCAGACGUGUCAGGCAAUUCGUGCGAGACCGCACAGUAAUAUCUCGGUGUUUUAAGUAGAGUAAAAAAAAAAAAAGAAAGUCCUAUCGCGCCAUCAUCAUGGUAUGUUCUAUCGAUGAUAUUGCUGAUGAGUUGCCGGCGGAACAAAUUGCCGUUCUACGCAAAGCUUUCGACAGCUUCGACAGGGACAAGAGCGGCAGCAUCCCCACUGACAUGGUGGCUGAUAUUCUUCGACUAAUGGGCCAACCAUUCAAUAAGAAAAUCUUGGACGAACUCAUUGAUGAAGUUGAUGCCGAUAAAUCUGGACGACUUGAAUUUGAGGAAUUCGUCACAUUGGCGGCGAAAUUUAUCGUUGAAGAGGACGCAGAGGCUCUGGAAAAGGAACUUCGGGAGGCUUUCAGGCUCUACGACAAGGAAGGUAACGGCUACAUCCCAACGUCGUGCUUACGCGAGAUCCUGAGAGAAUUGGAUGAUCAAUUGACGAAUGAAGAAUUGGACAUGAUGAUUGAAGAGAUCGAUUCUGACGGCUCUGGUACAGUUGAUUUUGAUGAAUUCAUGGAGAUGAUGACUGGUGAAUAAUUACUUUGAACGAAUGAUAAAUUGCUUUUGGAUCCAAAGACAUGUGUGCAUGCAACCAUUACAUUUUGGAACUGAUCAUUCGCAUAGUUAUGAAAAAUCAAUGCACAGCAAAAAAA
This is a messenger RNA of Camponotus floridanus (Florida carpenter ant), 789 nucleotides long. It is a transcript of the gene TpnCI, whose product is annotated as troponin C. Lineage: Eukaryota; Metazoa; Arthropoda; Insecta; Hymenoptera; Formicidae. The transcript is spliced from 6 exons. The record is from RefSeq and is a predicted model, not a curated record. Gene Ontology annotation, molecular function: calcium ion binding; enzyme regulator activity. The coding region runs from base 194 to 673 and encodes 159 amino acids.